Molecule: messenger RNA, 1505 nt
Organism: Cucurbita pepo subsp. pepo (vegetable marrow)
Lineage: Eukaryota; Viridiplantae; Streptophyta; Magnoliopsida; Cucurbitales; Cucurbitaceae
Product: putative magnesium transporter NIPA2
Biological process (GO): magnesium ion transport
Cellular component (GO): membrane
Molecular function (GO): magnesium ion transmembrane transporter activity
Source: RefSeq, a predicted model, not a curated record
UUUGAAAUUCCCGCUGAAAGUAUUUAGCGGAAAUGAGGAGAAUGAAUGGAAGAAACGAAACGACGUCGUCCUUUUCAGCUUUGUGGUAUUAAAUAGCACAGAAAGCAAGCAAGAAACGCGGGAUUGGGAGGCGAAAGUUUACGAUUGUGGCCAAUCGUAGUUCGUUUUUGUGAAAUUAAAAAAUAAAUAAUAAAAAAAAAAAAUUAAAAACAAAACAAAAAAGAAACAAAUGUAACGGAUUCACCAUUUGCCAUUUCGCGCCUCCAAUACCCCCAUUCCUUCCUUCUCUCCCUCUCUCCCGCCCUCUCCUCUCCUCUCCUUUCCGAUCCAAUUCGUUCCUUCCUCGAUCUCCAGCUUUCAAAUCCAUCAACAAUUUGAUGUUAUGAAGGAACUAAACGUAUCGUCUAUUUUGGCAUCGGAAGAUUAUCUCUGAAUCUUUCUCUUCCGUUUGUAUAAGCAAUGGGAUUAUCUUCCGAUAAUAUCCACGGCCUCAUUCUCGCUGUCUCUUCGAGUAUCUUCAUCGGUAGUAGCUUCAUUAUCAAGAAGAAAGGUCUCAUGAAAGCCGGUGCUUCUGGAACCAGAGCAGGUUCUGGAGGAUAUUCGUAUUUGCACGAGCCUAUGUGGUGGGCUGGGAUGAUAAGUAUGAUUAUUGGAGAGGUUGCUAAUUUCGCUGCUUAUGCUUAUGCUCCUGCAAUUCUUGUAACUCCUUUGGGAGCUUUAAGUAUAAUAUUCAGUGCAGUACUAGCCCAUUUCAUUUUGGAGGAGAGGCUACACAUCUUCGGCAUGCUCGGGUGUGUUCUGUGUGUGGUGGGAUCUACAACUAUUGUUUUGCAUGCUCCUCAGGAGAGAAACAUUGAUUCUGUCAAGGACGUUUGGAUGCUUGCUACGGAGCCAGGUUUUCUAGUAUACUCGGUGAUAGUUUUGGUUCUAGUUGCUGUUCUGAUUGUUCGAUAUGUGCCAAAAUAUGGGCAGACCCACAUGGUUGUUUAUGUUGGAAUUUGUUCUUUAAUGGGUUCUCUUACGGUUAUGAGCGUUAAAGCAGUAGGAAUUGCACUUAAACUGACUUUCUCCGGGAUGAAUCAGUUUAAAUACUUUGAGACGUGGUUUUUUACCACCGUUGUGAUAGGAGGUAGCAUUUUGCAGGUGAACUACUUAAACAAGGCUCUGGACACCUUUAACACUGCUGUAGUCUCUCCGGUUUACUAUGUGAUGUUCACAUCACUCACCAUUCUUGCCAGUAUGAUUAUGUUUAAGGAAUGGGAUUCACAAAGUGCAUCACAAAUAGCUACCGAACUAUGUGGUUUUGUUACCAUUCUUUCGGGAACUUUUCUGCUGCAUAAAACCAGGGAUAUGGGUAAUACGUCCUCCUCCGAAGUCUCAGCUGUUGCUAGGUCGCCGAAACAACGACAUAAUACCAACAACACAAAUUCUGACUAACACACAGCAGCCAUUGUAAACAAAAGUUAAAAGCAGCAGAGCAUCACAGGCCCAAUCUUUUCCCUCUC